This is a messenger RNA of Lodderomyces orthopsilosis Co 90-125, 4317 nucleotides long. RefSeq names its product bifunctional ATP-dependent DNA helicase/ssDNA endodeoxyribonuclease (gene DNA2). The record is from RefSeq and is a predicted model, not a curated record. Gene Ontology annotation, molecular function: single-stranded DNA helicase activity; 5'-3' DNA helicase activity. Lineage: Eukaryota; Fungi; Ascomycota; Pichiomycetes; Serinales; Debaryomycetaceae. Bases 1 to 4317 code for a protein of 1438 amino acids. The transcript has a single exon.
AUGACACGAAAUAAGAACUAUGAAGAACAACAGGAACCAAAUAAUGCUAAUAUGAAAUCAAAUUCUAAUGACACAGAGUCCAUAAAGCCUCUCAAAAGGCCGAAAAAGCAGUCGUAUUUUUUCAAACCUGUGAACAAACUAACAUCAGAAGCAGAAAAUCAUACUCAAAUGAUCAAGCCGAUAGAUACAAACACACUACGAUCUCAAAUUCAACCUGUCAGAGAAGCCGAUGGUUAUGCACAUAUCUCAGAGUAUAGUCCUAAGCGUAAAGCUAAAAAACACAUUGAAGUGCAAGUCGCCACUGAUAAUUCCGAUGAUAGUUUUGAUGGAGUACGUUGGAGAGAUAGUCCUGAUUCAAAAUCGAACCAUCGUGAGGAGAGCAAACUAAAUGCUUUAAAGCAAGGAGUACAAUACUCUUCAUCCCCUUUGAAAAGCAUUAAGCAUGUGAAAACAGAAUCGGCAGGUGGGACUACUGAAGUGCUAUCAAAGUAUGGAGCAGAUUUCUAUAAUGUCGCAUCAAUUUCACCCAAAUUAUCAAAGACGCAUUCUGACUUGAGCAACCGAGUUAGCAAGUUCAAGAAUGAGUCUACGAGGGUAUCUGCUUUACAAAGAACAAAGUCAACCGGUGUUGAAAGUGUGGACAAAAGUCUGUAUUCUGGAUUAGUUCAAGGAACGUUGAGUAGUUGGAUUAGCAAGCUAAAUAGUGGUGACACCAAAGAUGAAACACCUAAAUCUUUCAACAUUAAGCUGUCACCAACAGGAAAAACCUAUGAUGAAACACUACAAUCGAAUGAUCCCUUUUCCGAAGAUGAAGAAAUUUUGAAAAUGUUAUCACAACAUGAAAUUUUUUUGGCAAAUCAGGACCCUUCUGGGGAUAAGCGCUCAAGUGUUGACUCAUCGCCUUCAAAGAGCAAACAGUACAUCAAAUCCGAGGACUUGAAAUCCUCUCCAAAGGCUGACAUUUCAGAAGACCCAUUCUCAGAUGAAACAGACCCCGAGUUGGUGAAUCUUUUGAAUGGUGGAGACAUAAAGAACUCUGUCUUUACAAAGUCGUUCAAAGAGGGUAUGGAAAAAUUUGAGAAACUUUUGAUAAGGAAAGGCGAAUGCGUCGAAAAAGAAGAGGAGUUCACUGAUAUUGCUUACGGAAGGUCGAUGUUACGAAGGUUCAAAAUUCUCAGUUGCACAGAGCAGGUGUACGGAGUCAACGGUACUAAGCAAAACAUACUAGAAGUUACCAAUGCUGAUAAGCAAAAGUCUAGACUCAUUCUAAGAGGAGAGUAUUGUGAGCUCGAUUUUCUGGUAAAUGAUAUAAUUCAUGUUAUAAACACUGAUGAAAGAAACCCAAACUUGAUUGAUGAUACACAUAAUUUGCUUGUCUUGAAUCCCGACAUCUUAAUUACGGCCACGAAGAUUGCACAGCAAGUGAACUGUCCUCGAAAGACUGUUUUGGUAUCACGAUACAAAUUCCCUGGAACAACUUCCAUUCCUAUAAUUGUCGGAGAGAUGGUGCACUACAUAUUUCAAGAGUGUAUGGUGGCUGAGACAUGGGAUCUUCAAUUUAUGCGUGAGAUAUUUAAUGAUUUGAAAGAACAAUAUUUGUUAACCUUAUGCACUAUUGACAAAGGCAUGGAAGAUGUUGACCAAGAGGUUGAAAAACAUCUACCGUAUUUGCAAGAGUGGUUUGAAAGUUAUUACAAAAAAGACUCAAAAUCAAGACCAAAGAUUGAUGAUUCUCUGGAACGAGAUCAGAUUUCGUUCGCCGUCGAUGAUAUAUUAGAUAUAGAAGAAGAAAUAAGAUCUCCUGUUUUUGGAUUGAAAGGUAUGAUAGAUGCCACCAUCAUUGCUAACCUACUGAACAAGGCUGUAAAUGGGAAAUACCUAUUACCGAUGGAGAUCAAAACCGGUCGAGAACACAUAAGUCACAGUGCUCAAGCAUCUUUGUACGCCCUUCUUUUCAAGGAUCGGUAUGACAUGGAUAUAGACUCGUUUAUCCUUGUGUACACAAGGGAAGGUGUCACCAAGAGGUGUCAAAUACGUGUUUCAGAUUUGCGCUCAUUGAUUAAUUUGAGGAAUCGUGUUUCUCAGCACCUUAGAUCUGGUCGUACAUUACCUGAUAUUUUGAGGCGCUCAAGUUGCGAAAGAUGUGAGGUUGUUGCUGGCUGCAUGACUAUUAAUUAUUUGUCUGAGGAUGGUACCAAGGAAAACUCAGGUAUUGAUGAAGAUGAUUACGAAUUGAUGACUUAUCAUUUAGCAAACUUAAAAUAUAAAGAGUACUUCAGAUAUUGGGAUACACUAAUUUCGAAAGAAGAGAAUAUCAUGAGCAAAUCGCUUAAACAUUUGUGGACUUUACCUAACCUGCUACGUGAAGAACACGGAACAAGCUUGAAUAAUUUGAGGAUCAUUGAUUCCAAUGAGGAUGAAAGUCUGAUAUUUUACAUUGCCAGUGCCCAUGGAGACAAAUCCCAAGCAAAGCAAUUUUUGUACACUUUUGCAAAAGACCAAGCUGAUGCAUCUUUCAAUAUGUUGUCUUCAAAACUUACUAUCAAUGACAGGGUUUUGAUUAGCGACGAGGAGGGGCACUUUGCUAUUGCUACGGGUGUAAUCAAAUCAAUAUUACCUUCAAAGAUCACAUUGAGCACUAGACGAAGAAUAGUCACAUACGAUAUGAAAAUGAAAACCUUCAAUCAAAAAAACAAUCAAAUCAUGGAGAGUUUAAUCCACGGACGUGGGAAACCUCAAGCAUCAGGAAACAAAAGGUUCAUCAUCGAUAAGGAUGAGAUGUUUUAUGGCAUGGGUCUAGCUCGAUACAACGUCUUGAGGAUAUUUUUGCCUGAUUCGCUGGCGGAACUUCGUGAUUUACUAGUUGACUUGAAAGCUCCAAAGUUCUCGAAUAACAAUGAACCGUACACACUCGAAUCUGAGUUCAAUCACUGUCAAACGAUGGCCCUAAAUAAAGUCUUUUCUGCGGAAAACUAUGCACUUAUUCUUGGUAUGCCUGGGACAGGAAAAAGUACCAUCAUUGUGGAAAUGGUACGAAGAAUUGUGGAAGAGGGGAAAACUGUCUUGCUUACAUCUUACACAAAUUCAGCUGUUGAUAACAUUCUUUUGAAAAUCGUGGAGAAGAUGGGUGAUAACAAAAAAUUCAAGUUUUUAAGAAUAGGGUAUCCCCUACGAGUUCACAAGUCGCUACACAAAUAUAUUCCUGAUUAUGCUGAACCCAUCAAAUCACGUUCUCAAUACAGGGAAACCUAUGAAUUACCGAAUAUUGUGGCAACCACCUGUUUGGGAAUCACUGACUCUUGUUUCAAUUUGCGACAAGAGUUUGAUUACUGUAUAGUCGACGAGGCUUCGCAAAUCACCGUACCAAUCAAUUUGGGACCAAUAAGUCUUGCUAAAAAGUUCAUAUUAGUGGGGGAUCACUAUCAGUUGCCUCCCUUGGUUCUCCAUCAAAAUGCUGAAGUUAAAUACGGGCUAUCGCAAUCUUUAUUCAAGAUACUUGCAGAAGCACAUCCCCCAGCAGUGAGUGAAUUAACAGAGCAGUACAGAAUGUGUGAGGACAUAAUGCAAGUUUCCAAUAUUUUAGUCUAUGAAAAUAAAUUGAAGUGUGGAUCACCAUCAGUUGCCAAUCAAUGUAUGGAUGUCCCUUAUCCGGAGGCAGUUACCAGUUUCUUUUUGCCGGAGGUGCCAAAAAGACACCAAUGGAUGGAUCUUGUGUUUGAUAAACAUCGAAAAGUAUUGUUUCUUGAUCAUGAUACCGUGCCAGCAUAUGAAACUGUCUUUGGGGAAGCCGUACGUAACUCAAGAGAAGCAACUUUGAUCCAGCAAAUUGUCAAGGCAUUUGUCACCGCUGGUGUGGAUGAGUCUCAAAUAGGUGUGAUGUCCUUUUACCGCUCUCAACUUGAACUUUUGAAACGAAAUUUGUCAUCAAGAACAGACUUAGAGAUACUUACUGCAGACCAGUAUCAAGGCAGAGAUAAACAAUGCAUCAUUAUCUCUUUGGUACGUUCCAACAACGAGAAAAAUGCUGGUGAUCUUCUAAAAGAGUGGCGACGUCUAAAUGUGGCAGUGACUAGAGCUAAAUCCAAGUUGGUAAUUCUUGGGUCACGGUCCACUUUAUCUACAAACGACACUACGAAAACCUUUAUUGACUUUUUGGAGCUGAAAGGUUGGUAUUACUCACUACCUAAAGACGCUGAUAUGAUAUACGAUUUACCACAAUCGGAGAAUAGCUCCCCAAUACAGAAAAGAUUGCAAAAAGCUCGUGUUAGCAAAAAUAAUCCUGUUAUUAGAAAUAUUAUUGAUGAUAUUACUAAAUAG